GAAAGGUAAGAUGAUUUUGACGGGCUAUAUGCAUUAAAUUUGUUUAUGUUAUUUAGAUAUUCAGCCAGAAGUGAUACAUGGGAAUUUGUGAGUCCAAUGAAUAUGCAACGAAUUGGUUUAGCUGUAACAACAAAUAACCGUCUUUUAUUUGCACUUGGUGGUUAUGACGGUAAAAAGCGACUAAAUGAUGUUGAAUCGUAUAAUCCUGACUUAAAUACAUGGACAAAAGAAGUGCCGAUGCUAACUAAUAGAAGUGGAGCAGCUGCUUGUUCAAUUGAACAUUUCAUUUAUGUUGUUGGUGGUUACACAAGCAAUGAAAAUGUAGCAACACAACUAGAUUCAGUUGAAUGUUUCAAUAUUUUAUCAAACCAAUGGACAUUUAUUCAAUCGUUACAUUGUCGACGAAGUGCACAUAGUUGUGUAGUAUUAGAUAGAAAAAUACUUGCUACGGGUGGUUACGAUGGUAACAAUUUUUUAUCUGUUGUUGAAAUCUAUGAUCCUGAUACAAACACAUGGGAAUUUAGUACAUCUUUGACAAGUGAAAGAAGUGGACAUGGAUCAGCAUUGACUGUCGAACCAACACUUGAUAGUUAA
This is a messenger RNA of Didymodactylos carnosus, 594 nucleotides long. NCBI's taxonomy places the organism in Eukaryota, Metazoa, Rotifera, Eurotatoria, Philodinida, Philodinidae. The record is from the annotation of a GenBank genome assembly.